UAUAUCUUAUUAUUAUUAUUAUUAUUAUAAUAAUUAUUACUUUCGGAGGAGAAAUGAGGGAAACUGGAGGCGGAGGGAGAAUUAUCAAGCAGCAAUAAGGGUUUUGGUCGUCUUGUACCAUCCUCUGGUCGUUCUUAAAUUUUGUGGCUUCUGGUUGAAACCCAUGAUAGAAGGGCGUAAUGAGAUGGUUCAACCGGGGGGAAUUGACCCUAGUAUGAUGGCAUUAGUGAUCAGAGAAGACGGGCAGGAGAUUAGGCCUGGCAGUGAGAACGGGGAAGGAGCAUCAGGUGACAAUCAGGAUGCAACCGGCACAAAUCAGCGAAGGAGGAUAAAGAAAUACCAGCGGCACACUCCAUAUCAAAUUCAGGAACUUGAAGCUUACUUCAAGGAUGAUCAUCAUCCGGACGAAAAACAAAGAUUGGAACUUGGUAGUAGGCUGGGGUUGGAGAGCAAUAAGGUUAAAUUUUGGUUCCAGAAUCGACGAUCCCAAGUGAAGACGCAAGCAGGACGUCAGGAGAACAAUUAUCUUAAACGACAAAAUGAGGCACUCCAGAUGGAGAAUCUUAGACUCAAUAAUGCCCUGAGGAACUCAAUCUGCGUCAAUUGUGGUUGCCCAACACCUCCAGACGACGUGCCUAUUGAGGAACUCCAUCUCAGGUCUGAGAAUGCUAGAUUAAGGGAUGAACUGACUCAGUUACAUCUCCAAGCAAACAAAUUCUUGGGGAACCCAACAUCGUCAUCAGUGGGCCCUUUCCCUCUUCCAUUGCCAAACUCUAGCUUGGAACUUGCUGUAGGAAGAACUGGAUUUGAUGUUUUAAGUUCACCGGACACCACAUUUUCUUUGGGACUUGAUUCUGGAAGUGGAAACUUGAAUGCUUUUCCUGCAAUGCCGGUUGUGUCAACAACACGAAUGGUAGGUAUGGCAGGCACUGAUAUACCUGACGAAAAAUCGAUCCUCGCCGAGCUUGCAUUGAAUGCAAUGGAUGAACUAGACAAAUUGGUUCAGAUUGAUGAUCCUCUCUGGGUCAGCGCAGAUGGACAGAAGGAAGUGUUGAACCAACAGGAGUACAGGAGGAUCUGUCCUCCUUGUUUCGGAACGAAACUCAGUGGGUUUGUAACUGAGGCUACGAGGGCGACUGGUACUGUGAUCAUUAAUAGCUCAGCUCUUGUCAAUAUAUUGAUGGAUGUGAACCAAUGGGUCGAUAUGUUCCCAUGCAUGAUUGGAAGGGCAUCUACUCUUGACAUGAUUUUCAGUGGCGCAGCUGCAUCAAGAAAUUGUGAUAUCCAAUUGAUGGAAGCAGAGUUUCAAGCUCUUUCACCCUUGGUCCCUGUUCGCCAUAUGAGGUUUCUUCGGUUCUGCAAGAAGCAUGCGGAGGGGGUGUGGGCUGUGGUCGAUGUAUCUGUUGACAGUAUCCAAGAAGUUCGAGAUGGGAACCCGUUUAUGCCUUGCAGGAGGCUUCCUUCUGGUUGCUUUGUGCAGGAUAUGUCAAAUGGCUUUUCCAAGGUUACGUGGGUUGAACACACAGAAUAUGAUGAGAACGUUGUUCAUCAACUCUACCGUCCAUUGCUAAGCUCCGGGCAGGGCUUUGGUGCACAAAGAUGGCUUGCCAUGCUGCAGAGGCAAUCCCAGCGGUUGGCAAACCUCGUGUCCCCUACCAUCUCUACUGAGGGCCACCAAGGAGUUACUCCAGCUGGUAGGAGAAGCGUGGUUAAGUUGGCCCAACGAAUGACCCGCAGUUUCUGUUCUGGGGUUUGUGCGACUGUGCACUUGUGGCAGCUGGUCGAAGGUGGAAAUGUUGGCGAAGACACGAGGAUCCUGAUAAGGACUAGCACGGAUAACCCUGGCAAGCCAUCUGGGCUUGUGUUGAGCGCCACGACCUCUGUUUGGAUGCCAUUACCCCACCAACAUGUCUUUAAUUACUUGAGAGAUGAACAAAUGAGGGGCAACUGGGAUGAGUUGUCUAAUGGCAGGCUGGCACAACAGACGGUCUUCAUUGCUGAGGGCCAGGAUCAUGGCAACUGUGUCUCUCUUCUUCGUGCUACUCACGAGAACGCCACGCUGAUGUUGCAAGAGACACAAACAGAUGCAUCGGGCUCCAUUGUGGUGUAUGCAGCAGUUGAUAUAGCUGCAAUGCAGCUGGUUAUGAGCAGAGGGGAUUCUUCUUCUGUAGCUCUCCUUCCAUCGGGAUUUGCAGUAGUCCCCUACUACAAGCACGGGAACAGCACGGACAAUUUAGUCCCAGUUGAGGGUGGGUCACUGCUGACUGUAGGGUUCCAGAUACUGGUUGAUAGACACCCUCCUACAGCCAAGAUCUCAAUGGAGUCUGUUGACAGCGUGAAGGGCCUUCUCUUGCGCACAGUACAGAGGAUCAAAGCCGCUCUUCACUGCUAUUAGCAUUGCAGUGGCGAAUGGUAAUGAUACUAAUUUUUUGUUUUUUUGAAAAGCAUAUUGGACGGUAUACAUGUAUAGGAGAAGACUGGACAAUGGGGCAUAGAGCUUGACAUCAAACUUAAUAUAGAUGAGAUGAAUUGUGGGGGUUGAGUCAAGAAGGAACCUGGUGACUGGUGAGCCCUUGCCGGGAGCUAGAAAGUUCAGUUUGGCUAGUGUUUUUUGGGCUCGAACCGGCAAAGGGUCAUGGCUUAGUUUUGACUCAGUCGACCCAUGAGAAUUGAGAAGAGAAUAAAACUCUCAAGAGAGCAAUUUUGUUUCUUUUUUGGUUUGCGGGUGGUUUCUGCUUGCUUGAUGUUGAAUGAUAUAUGCGUAGGUCUGUCUUCUUUCUUGACUCGCUUACAGCUUACAGGCAAAAACUAUAGGUUUGGUCAUUCUGGCUUAAUUUGAAGAUGCAUAGUUUUGCUUGGUUUUAAGUGAGAUAUAUGUCAAUAUGCCAUGUUUGCUUCA
Messenger RNA from Diospyros lotus (date-plum), 2899 nucleotides. RefSeq names its product homeobox-leucine zipper protein ANTHOCYANINLESS 2-like. The record is from RefSeq and is a predicted model, not a curated record. Lineage: Eukaryota; Viridiplantae; Streptophyta; Magnoliopsida; Ericales; Ebenaceae. Gene Ontology annotation, molecular function: DNA binding; lipid binding. The transcript is spliced from 9 exons. The coding region runs from base 164 to 2395 and encodes 743 amino acids.